CCAAUAGCACACACCAAUACAAACCAAUAAAUCCCAAGAAUAAAAAUGGCAAAGGCUAUUGCUCUCGUCGCCUCUGCCCUCUGCUUCUUGGCCGUCGCCGCCGCUGAUGGAUCGUUCUCCGUCGAAGGCUUGGUCUAUUGUGACGGAUGCCGGGUCUUGUUCUACACCGGCGUCGGCGGGAAAAUCGGACAAGCUGAUGUGGAACUGCAAUGCAGAGAUCGUGAAAACGGGACAGUGACUCUCACGAAGGCUCAGAAAUCCGACGAUGGCGGGUACUACGCCAUUUACAUCGACAAAGAUCACCAGAACGACAUAUGCGAGGUGCGGGUCGUGUCUAGCCCCAUACCGGAAUGCAGGGAAAUCGUGCCCGCAAUAGCCAGCAACAGGGUCAACCUCGCUAGAGACAGCGGCAUCAUCACCAACUCCCGCUUCGUGAACCCCAUCGGAUUCGUGAACAAGAAUGCCUAUCCGGAAUGUCAUGAUGUGCUCGACGCGAUGGGUUUCAUCCCACAGGUUUGAGCGACGAAGAAGAAGAUCGAAAGGGACAUCACUGCUGGGCUUCAAAAUCCGUCCGAUCGGUUGCCGAUAGUACAUUGGCUUAAUAGUUAAUCCUCCUCUCGAGUUAAUUUGUAACCUCUGUUACUGAGAUAUUUGAAAAUAUUGGUGUGAGAAAGACAAAGUUCUACAUUCAGCUGUUUGAGACAUUUGGGAUUACUUUAUAUGGAACUUUAUUCCAUAAAUAGAUUUCGCGAUUUGUAA
This is a messenger RNA of Rhododendron vialii, 759 nucleotides long. Its product is annotated as olee1-like protein. The transcript has 3 exons. The coding region runs from base 46 to 519 and encodes 157 amino acids. The record is from RefSeq and is a predicted model, not a curated record. NCBI's taxonomy places the organism in Eukaryota, Viridiplantae, Streptophyta, Magnoliopsida, Ericales, Ericaceae.